Molecule: messenger RNA, 11908 nt
Organism: Hemibagrus wyckioides
Lineage: Eukaryota; Metazoa; Chordata; Actinopteri; Siluriformes; Bagridae
Gene: dock3
Product: dedicator of cytokinesis 3
Exons: 54
Coding region: 484-6645 (2053 amino acids)
Biological process (GO): small GTPase-mediated signal transduction
Cellular component (GO): cytoplasm; plasma membrane
Molecular function (GO): small GTPase binding; guanyl-nucleotide exchange factor activity
Source: RefSeq, a predicted model, not a curated record
CAACGGGACGGCUCAAUGUCGAGGGGUUACGUGGGGGGGGGAUAAAAAAACAAAAAAAAAACAAACAAAAACAAAACGCACCGCACGCGCACGUGCGUAAAAGCUCUCGAGCUCCUCUAAUCUCCGCUGCGUACCAUUCCAAAUCUCGCGACACAGAUGGGAAGACCUGACCGACGGAGGAGCUGAAAUUAAUUCAUGAAAUAUAUAAAUAAAUAAAACAAGGAAGCAAAUAAAUAAAUAAAUAAAUAAAUAAAUAAACGCUUGUCUGCUGCGCGAGAUGCUGCUGCGCUGAGCUUUAGGAGGCUUCGGGAUUCCGCACGCGACCGGAAACCGUGGAAGAGGAGAGGAGAGGAGAGAAGAGAAGAGAAACCACUUUGAUUUGUCAUGUUGCGUUUGGAGCGCGGAGUAUGUUCACCAAAGCCUUGCUGAAUAGAUGCUGUGAUUGGAGAGGAACUUUCAUGCCUAGCUCGUGAACCGGGGAUCAUGUGGACGCCGACGGAGGACGAAAAGCUCGGAGUGGUGAUCUGCAGCUUCCGUGGCUCUCUGCCUCAUGGCCUGAGUCUAGAGAUUGGAGAAACUGUUCAAAUCCUGGAGAAGUUUGAAGGAUGGUUUCGAGGAUUCUCCACCAGGAAACCUAAUGUCCAGGGCAUCUUCCCAGCAAGCUAUGUGUAUCUACGGAAGGCUGUUGUUACCAACCGAGGGCAGUAUGAGACAGUGGUGCCUCUCGAAGAUCCCAUCGUGACCGAAGUCACCUCUACUCUACAGGAAUGGGCUGUACUCUGGAAGCAGCUCUAUGUGAGGCAUAAAGUGGACCUCUUCUAUAAGCUGCGUCACGUGAUGAACGAGCUGAUCGAUCUCCGCCGGCAGAUUCUCUCUGGUCACCUGACCCAGGAUCAGGUUCGCGAGGUCAAGCGCCACGUCACCAUACGCCUCGACUGGGGCAAUGAACACUUAGGUCUGGAUCUCGUACCGAGGAAGGACUUUGAAAUGGUGGAUGCAGACAAGAUUAGUGUCUCUGACCUCUACAAAAUGCAUCUGUCCAGCAGACACAGUGUCCAGCAAAGCACAUCACAGGGGGACAGCAUGCGGCAGCGUCAUGGUGAUCCGUGUCGGGUUCCCGUCCCUCACCACUUGUUUGUCAAUCUCAAGAGCUUUACCUACAACACCAUAGGAGAAGACACGGACAUUUUCUUUUCCCUCUAUGACCUGCGAGAAGGCAAACACAUAAGUGAGAAGUUCAUGGUGAGGCUCAACAAAAACGGAGGCCCAAAGAACCCGGAAAAAAUCGACCGGCUCUGUGCACUGUUUACGGACCUGAGCAAUAAGGAUAUGAAACGAGACCUAUACAUUGUUGCUCAGGUGAUCAGGACUGGUCGAAUGCUGCUGAACGACUCGAAGAAGGGCCCUCCACACGUGCACUACCGACGCCCGUACGGAUGCGCCGUGCUCGCUAUGAGCGAUGUGCUCCACACCAUCUUAGAGCUGAAGGAGGAGAAAGACUUCGUGCUCAAAGUUUACACAUGUAACAAUGAGAACGAGUGGUACCAGAUUCAUGAGAACAUCAUCCGCAAGUCCAGCACCAAAUACACGGCACCCAGCACCAACUAUGGCCUGAUCAUCUCCCUGCAGCUACUCAGGGGAGAGACAGAAAAGAUCCGCAGGGAGAAUCCUAUGAUCUUUAACCGCGGAGUUGCCAUCACACGCAAACUCGGCUUCCCUGAUGUCAUCAUGCCAGGUGACAUCCGUAAUGAUUUGUACCUCACCUUGGAAAGAGGUGACUUUGAGAGAGGAGGGAAGAGCGUACAGAAGAACAUCGAGGUCACAGUGUAUGUGCUGUAUGCAGACGGAGAGAUUCUUAAGGACUGCAUUAGCCUGGGCUCAGGAGAGCCGAGUAUCAGCGAACACCGUUCGCUCGUCCUCUACCACAACAACAGCCCUCGCUGGAGUGAAGUGAUCAAGCUUCCCAUCCCCAUCGACCGCUUCAGAGGCUCCCAUCUGCGCUUCGAAUUCAGACACUGCUCGACAAAAGACAAAGGCGAGAAGAAGCUCUUUGGUUUUGCUUUCACACCUUUAAUGAGAGAAGAUGGCACGACGCUAUCCGACGAGUGUCACGAACUCUACGUCUACAAGUGUGAUGAGAAUACAACCUUCAGCAACCAUGCUCUGUAUCUGGGUCUACCCUGCUGUAAGGACGACUUUAAUGGCUGCCCCAACAUUCCUUCCAGCCUCAUCUUCCAGCGUAGCACCAAGGAAACCCUGUGGAUCUCCACUCAGCUCUCCUCCACCAAGCUCACACAGAACGUGGACUUGCUGGCUCUGCUGAAGUGGAAAGCUCAACCUGAUCGUGUGAUGGACAUUCUGGGUCGAUUGAAGCAUGUUAGCGGAGAGGAAAUAGUCAAAUUUCUUCAGGACAUCCUGGACACAUUGUUCUCCAUUUUAGAUGACAACACAGACAAAUAUGGUCCUCUGGUGUUUCAGUCGCUGGUAUUCAUCAUCAAUCUGCUCCGGGACAGCAAAUACUACCACUUCCGCCCAGUGAUGGACACUUACAUCCAGAAACACUUUGCUGGAGCCCUAGCCUAUAAAGAGCUUAUACGCUGCCUGAAGUGGUAUAUGGACCGCUCAGCAGAGGUUGUCCGUCAGGACCACAUUCAAGAAGCAAUGAGGGCACUGGAGUAUUUGUUCAAGUUCAUAGUCCAGUCACGGAUCCUGUACUCUCGGGCCACCUGUGGCAUGGAGGAGGAACAGUUUCGCACCAGCAUCCAGGAGCUCUUCCAGUCCAUCCGCUUCGUGCUGAGCUUGGACAGCCGCAGCUCGGAGACUCUAAUUUUCACCCAGGCAGCCCUGCUUAAUUCCUUCCCAGCCAUCUUCGAUGAGUUGCUGCAGAUGUUCACAGUGCAGGAAGUGGCUGAGUUUGUGAGGGGAACCUUGGGGAGCAUGCCCAGUACCGUGCACAUAGGCCAGUCGAUGGAUGUGGUAAAGCUGCAGUCCAUUGCUCGGACAGUGGAUAGCAGGUUGUUCUCAUUUCCAGAGUCCAGGAGAAUUCUCCUACCUGUGGUCUUGCACCACAUCCAUCUUCAUCUGAGGCAGCAAAAAGAACUGCUUAUCUGUUCAGGGAUCUUGAGCAGCAUCUUCUCCAUCAUCAAGGCCAGUUCUCUGGAGACAUCAGUGCAGGAGGAGGUGGAAAUGGUGGUGGAGAGCUUGCUGGAUGUUCUGUUACAGACGCUGCUCGCCAUCAUGAGCAAGUCGCAAGCUCAGGAGGCGGUAAGAGGCCAGCGCUGCCCACAGUGCACGGCCGAGAUCACUGGUGAAUACGUGUCCUGCCUGCUGUCCCUCCUGCGCCAAAUGACAGACAUCCACUUUCAGCACCUUCUGGACAACUUCCAAAGCAAAGAGGAAUUAAAGGAGUUCUUACUGAAGAUUUUCUGCGUUUUCCGCAACUUGAUGAAGCUCAGCAUUUUCCCCAGAGACUGGAACGUGAUGCGGCUCCUGACCAGCAACAUCAUUGUAACCACCGUGCAGUAUCUCUCUCCUGCUCUACACAAGAACUUCACGGAUGCAGACUUUGACUUUAAGGUUUGGAACUCAUACUUCAGUCUGGUGGUGCUGUACAUCAACCAGCCCAGUCUGCAGCUGGAGACCUUAACCCCAUCCAAGAGGAAGAAGAUUCUAGACAAGUAUGGUGAUAUGAGAGUCAUGAUGGCCUAUGAGUUGUUCAGCAUGUGGCAAAACCUUGGUGAAAAUAAGAUCCACUUCAUCCCAGGAAUGAUCGGACCCUUCCUGGGCGUAACCCUGGUGCCUCAAAGUGAGGUCAGGAACAUCAUGAUCCCCAUCUUCCACGACAUGAUGGACUGGGAACAACGUAAGAACGGCAACUUCAAACAGGUGGAAGCAGAGCUCAUAGACAAGCUGGACAGUCUAGUGUCUGAGGGUAAAGGAGACGAGAACUACAGGGAACUUUUUGGGCUGCUUACUCAGCUUUUCGGGCCCUAUCCCAGUCUGUUGGAAAAGAUCGAGCAGGAGACGUGGCGUGAGACAGGCAUCUCUUUCGUCACAUCUGUCACUCGCCUUAUGGAGAGGCUGCUGGAUUACAGGGAUUGCAUGAAGGGAGACGAGACAGAGAACAAGAAGAUCGGCUGCACCGUCAACUUGCUGAACUUCUAUAAGUCUGAAAUCAAUAAGGAGGAGAUGUAUAUCCGUUACAUUCACAAGCUGUGUGACAUGCACCUGCAGGCUGAGAACUACACCGAGGCGGCGUUCACUCUGCUCCUCUACUGGGAGCUGCUGCAGUGGGAGGAUCGACCCCUGAGGGAGUUUCUGCACUACCCGGCUCAGAGCGAGUGGCAUCGCAAAGAGGAUCUCUGCCGCAAGGUCAUCCACUACUUCAACAAGGGCAAGUGCUGGGAGUACGGGAUUCCUUUCUGCCGAGAGCUAGCCUUACAAUAUGAAUCCUUAUACGACUACCAAAGCCUCAGCUGGAUCCGGAAAAUGGAAGCAGCUUACUAUGACAACAUUAUGGAGCAGCAGAGACUGGAGCCCGAGUUCUUCAGGGUGGGCUUUUACGGUCGGAAAUUUCCUUUCUUUCUCAGGAAUAAGGAGUUUGUUUGCCGUGGACACGACUACGAGAGGCUUGAAGCCUUCCAGCAGAGGAUGCUAGGAGAAUUCCCGCAAGCAAUUGCCAUGCAACAUCCCAACCAACCAGAUGAGGCCAUUUUGCAGUGCGAUUCCCAGUACUUGCAGAUCUAUGCCGUAUCUCCAGUUCCAGAAAACGUUGAAGUGCUUCACAUGGAUCGCGUGCCUGACCGAAUUAAAAGCUUCUACCGAGUGAACAACGUACGGCGCUUUCGCUAUGAUCGGCCCUUCCACAAAGGCCCCAAAGACAAGGACAAUGAAUUCAAGAGUCUGUGGAUCGAAAGGACCACACUCAUCCUCACACAUCCCCUGCCCGGCAUUUCUCGCUGGUUUGAGGUGGAGAAGAGAGAGCUGGUUGAAGUGAGUCCGCUGGAGAACGCCAUCUCCGUGGUGGAAAAUAAAAACCAGGAGCUGCGCACUUUAAUCAGCCAGUACCAGCACAAGCAGCUGCACGGCAACAUUAACCUGCUUAGCAUGUGUCUGAACGGCGUGAUUGAUGCAGCUGUCAACGGAGGCAUUGCUCGCUACCAGGAGGCAUUCUUUGAUAAAGAAUACAUCUCCACUCACCCAGAGGACACAGAAAAAAUCACGCAGCUCAAGGACCUCAUGCAAGAACAGGUGCACAUCCUUGGUGUAGGGCUGGCGGUCCAUGAGAAGCUGGUGCACCCGGAAAUGCGUCCCCUGCACAAGAAGCUGAUCGAUCAGUUCCAGAUGAUGAGGAGCAGUCUGUGCCAUGGUCUGCCCGGUCUGGAUAGACUGAGUGCUGCCUGCUCUGGACCCAGCAACCCACGAGCCAUCCUCCCAUCCCAUAAUCCUAUGAGCCCAGAUAGCAUCAAACUCAUGCACAGACACAGCCCGUCUCUGUCACGUACCGUGCGUCACUCCUCGUCUUCCCUCUCCACCAGUGAGACUGGCAACCUCCUCAUCCUCACUGAUGGAGUGCUGAUGGAGCAUCCUGAAGAGCUUUACCGCAUGCAGCCCAGUCCCUCGACGUCCAGCCUGAGCUCUACUCACUCUGCUCCUCCUCAGAUGAUUAACUCAGGCCCUGGCAGCAUCCGAGUCGGUUCUCCAUCAUUGCCUGAUCGAUACAGGCACAACCGCGAGAUGCUGAUGCUACUGCCAGCGCACCGAGAUCGGCCCAGCAGCGCCAUGUACACCAACCUCAGCGAGAACGGACAGCCUGCAAACCUACAGAGGGCCUUGUUUCAUCAGGUGAUCGGUCCAUGCAAGCCAUGCAGCGACCCCAAUCUGUCUGUGGCUGAAAAAGUGCUGACCGCUCCAAGCAGCUGGAGCCUGGACAGUGGAACAAGAGAGGCAUUGCCUUUCCUCUCUGCCCAUGUGGGGAGUGUGAUGGCUCCUCCGGUGCCCCCUCGCAACUUUCCUCCUGGGCACUUCUCGAUGCACUUUGAUGCUUUCCAGCAGCAGAUUGGUGAACUCCCCCCAGCUCUCCCUGCACGUUCCUUAAGAAAGUCACCUCUUCACCCCAUACCCGCCUCACCCACAAGUCCUCAGUCGGCUCUUGACGGCAGUAACUCCACGCUCUCGGGCAGUGCCAGCAGUGGUGUCUCAUCCUUAAGUGAGAGCAACUUCUGCCCUUCCUCAUCAGAUGCUCCGGCGCUUGACUCCACGCCCAGCUGCCAAACGUGGAACACAGACACAGACGAAGCAGAGACACCCAGCACCGUCCGUUACAGCGUCUCCGAGCCUGACGUCCUGGACAGCCUAAAGCCAGCCCCCUGCCGUAGCCACUCAGCCCCUGUGGGCGUCAUGCCGGUUCUGCCUCCGGAUGGACACCACCAUAUCCACGCUGGGCACGUUGGCCAUUACCACCUCCAUCAGCACGAGCCACCUCCAGCACUUCCCCCAAAACCAUACCUGAGAGAAGGCUGCAUCCCCGAGGAGGACUCGAGACCUGUGCCGAGACCAAUGCCACGCAAAAUCUCCCAACCACUGCUCACCAACAAGGAAGAGCAAGCCAAAGUGGCAUGGGAGCAUGGAAUCAGUGAGGAGUAGACACGUGGCUUGGAGUAGUGCGGCAGGCCAGUUGCAUGUCGAGCGGUUGAAGCUGGGUUUUGCAGAAUAGUCGAAUGAGAGAAUUUGAUGUUACCUGGUUCAAGUUACCUCCAACAAGACUUUGUACCAAUCAUCAUAUGAGCCUCAUUGGUCUUGAUGCAAGAACUGAGUACAUCUCUUAGAAGAACUUUCGAGGUUACAGUGAUUAUAGCAGUCUGGUUUAUGCUUCAUCAGAAGUGCUUCUGGGGAUGACCUCAAAAGGAUCUCCUUUAAGCCUGUAAUGUUCUUGGUUUGCAAAGCAAUAGGAGAUGCUUAAUUAUUUUCAGGCUGUCCAUCAAAUAAUGGGGGUGGGGAAGAAAGCAGGAAUAGGUAUUAACCGAAUGAUAUUUUGUUGUCAAUUCAACAUGUAUAACCUCAUUUGAGAAAUAGACAAUCUCAUAUAGAAUCACAGUGAAUCAGCAGGUCAGGGCUGCAAGCUACUUUAAAACCGUAGUUAGAUAAUCGACAGUUACUCUUGAACACUGCAUAAGUGCCUCCAACUAACUGACAGGAAAUAUAACAUGCACUGAGUACAUCAUAUCAAGAAUACAAUGUUAGAUUAUACGCAUAUGAAGUAAAACAGUUUAUUGGAGAAAUCGUUAGGCCAGGAAUAACACACUAUGGGUUGUGCUGUUAUAGGAAAAGAAUCCGCGUUGAAGCGGAAUUAUUUUCUUAUAACUGCACGAAUCAUUUUCUUUGAAACCUAUUAAUUAAUCUCACAUCAGGCUUUUUAACCGUUUGUAGUCGUCCACUCUCGAAAUAAAAUAAUUGACUCGUGACAGUGAAACCGCAAACUCCACUACCUUAAAGACUUCCCCAUGGUAGUUACUAGUAGUACUACUAUUACACAGUGAAGACUAUAAUGUUCUAUAAUGUUAUAUACAUUUCUCCUUACAGAAAGCUUCACUGUGUCAACAAUUGCAGGUUUUUCAUUGCUUAAAAGCAACACAUAUAGCAAAAGUGUAUUAUUAGCCUUAGAUUAUGUGGCACACAAGUUGUGGUGGAUUAGUUGCUACUACAGACACAAUACUACACUUCUGAUAUAAAACUAUUAUUUAUUUUCGAACUGAAACUACUGUCAGAAACUGUUCCUGUAUAGAAAAUGAAUCCAAACGUACCUGCUGCAUUAUUUAGAAGGUGAAUAAACAUCACGAUACUCCAUCUUAGACAAGAAACGGUAACAAAAAAAAUAAAUCAAACUUUCAGACUGCCUCAAUGCUCGAUCCCCUCGAGCAUUUCCCUGAGUUUCAGAAGUAUGUUCAGAAGUAUAUUCUGAAGGAAGCAUAAACCAGCCUUAACUCCUAUUAGAUGUGUGCUUGCCAUAUUUCUACCACUACCACUACUAUAAUCUUUCUCUUUUUUUGCUUACGAUUUUUCUAGAGAACUCUAAGGAUUUUUGCUUUUACAUUUACUCCUUUGGCAGGUGAUUUUACCCAAAGUGACUUUUUUCCAGUAGAGCUGGAGAAAUGGGGUUGAAGUUGACGCUUGGAUUUGAAGCGUUUCGGGUUUCUGAACCUUCCAGUCCUGGGAUUUGCACUCACUAGCUUCUGGACUCUUGAGUAGAACCUUAAGCACUGAGCUCCCACAGUGUGAUAGACACAACUGAAUCUGAUCUCUAGUAGAGUAUGAAAGCAUGGCUAAUGUUUUUGCUAAAUGUUCUCGUAGACUUUAGCGACAGUUUUUUGGCGUGGAAACAAUAUCGGAAAGAUUUCAUUGCGAUUCCGUUAAAGCCCGUCCCACAUUCUGAUUAACCACUUGAAAAAGGGGAGUACUCGAUGUGUUAGCAAUUUGCUUAUCUAAGUGGUUAAAUAUCUUCUAUUUUGGUUUGAUGAGUUUGAACGGACAGAGGGUGUCAAAUUUGUGCAAACACUACUAAUCUUCAAGGGUGAAUACACCUCUUUAAGAUUUUUUUUUUUCCCCCCCGGAAGAACCGCACUUUAGCACUUAGUUCUGGAGUACCAAAAACCUUUUGACGUAAGAUGCAUCAUUUUUAUUAUUUUGUUCAGUCGGAUCAAUCGGAUGAAAAGAUGAGAUACUCAAGCCUUGUUUUAUAUUGUUAUAUAGUAAAGUCUGUGAAGUGAAGUCUCUGACUUUAAACAUCCUCAUUAUCCUUCCAUAACAUUUACGUGACCUUUAGUACUCUUCGCCAAGACGGUCCGCUCUCUAUUUUGGUUUAAGAAUUCAGCUCUGAAAUAGGAAAUUCCCUGCUAAUUCUCUCAGGAGUUGGCACACUGACAUGGCACUAAGAGGCUUAUGUACAUGGCAAAGCUUCAUUACACACCCCCACACACACACACACAUACACUCACACACUUUAUUAUCACGCUGCAAAAGCAAAUCAGCCAACCACUCGCAACUCAAUUAUCCACUUAGACGAAUACGAAAGCCAUUUCACAGAUGUCUUUACAGCGGAACUGCUUUUGCUCGCAGCACUUUUCGCUUUAUUAUUUUCAUUUCUUUCCCAUUACGUUUUUGUAAAGAUGAAUAUAUUUUUAGAUAGCAAUUGUAAACCUCCCUAACUUUAUCUAAUAAAAGCCUGUAUAGUACAAAAAAAAGUUAGAAAUACAAAAUGAUAUAUAUUAAUAAGAAUCCAGGGUGAUGGGUGUGGACAUUUGAAUAAAUGUGCACUGUUAUUAUGCAAGUGAGGGGAUUUUGACCCUUUUAGCUGCUGAAGGACGUGCAAUCGCUUCCUGGUGGAUACGCGGUGAUGUGUGAGACUAGAAGACGUGAUUUGGUUUCGUGAGACUUUUUGUACAAGUGUGCAUGUUUUCUUUAUUAUAGUGGAGACGCAACAGCGAAAUAAAUGACAGUAGUGAACUACGUCCAUGACUUUAGAAGAUGAAAUGCAUCUGGACAUUUUCCACUGUUCAUUUACAUUCUCUUUUUGAUAAGGACGUGAUAUGGAAACUGUUACGGCUAAUUAUGUGAUAAUUCCCAAAACACAUCCAUUUGCACUUUUUUGAUAUGCUUAUUUGCUUUCUUUUACCCCAUUUUUCUUUUCUAGUACAAGCUGCUUGUAUACAUUUUUAAAGCAAAUUUAUUAAUCCAAGCAGCCAUCAUGAACAAUUAGUCACACAAGCCACUGCUUAUUAGAUUUAAAUCAUUAAAAAAAUUUAGUAGAUAUUAUAAAUAAGACAGAGAAAAAGCACACAGCUAAACAGUUAAUGUGGUAUUUUUUUUUUUUUUUUGCUUAAGGACCUCAAAACUGAAUAAAAGAUAUGUAUGUAUUUGUAUAUCGUCUGGACCCUGAAAUCAGACUGGAAUUCAAACACAGUAUUGAAAACAGAAAAAAUAAAUCAGCAGAUUAAAAUGAAAAAAAAAAAAAUUUAAAAGAAUAAAAGCUUUUAUAAAAUUUCAAAUUAAAUAUAGCUACUGUAUAUAUUAUGCAAAAAUAUUUCUUUGCAGUAUAGAGAACACUAGAGCUUGAGGCCAAGGCAACUAAACACUGAUAUUAAUGUUAAAUAUCAAAUUAUUAAAUUUAUAAAAAUGAAUUGUUAAUUUAACGAAUUUAAUAAAUUCAUUAAAAGCAUUAAAAAAAUCUGUCUAAAAGGAACAAUUGGGCUCACGCUUUCUUUCUUUCUUUCUUUCCAGCGUUAUUCUUCACGCCUUUAGUUUUUGAAGCGUCUUUUUCGAGUCAUUUGCCGGUUACUCCAAGUCAGGUGUCAGAUCUCAGUUUGAUCUGUAUGUCACAGAGUGGACAGGCACAUGAAUAAAGUGUAGUUGCAUGUCUCCUUCUCUAGAGGACCUAUUUUGGAUUCGGAAAGAACUUGUUUUUUUUUUUUUUAAAUCGCGACUUGCGACUAGCAGGCGUAUAUACUACAGAAUGCACAUGAUAUACAGUAUACAAUCUAUUUAACCCUUGUUAUACUUGAAGGAUGUCAGAAGAAAAACGUUCCUGUUUUUAUGUGUUUAUUUUGUGUUUGUAAAGUGAGGAUCGGAAAAGGGGAGAAUUUUAAAAUAGCUAACUUCCGACAACCAAUGAAACAUGGCCACUGAAGCUCUGAUAGCUUAGAUAUUAGCAUAAUUCUCAGCAACAUGAUAUCUAUAUUUGUCAGUCAAGUAAGUAUUAUAAUUCAUCUCAUUUAUCACUUUUAAAUCUACAAAAGUUCAGUCCUGGUCCAGAACAGUUAAGGAUUAAGGGGUCUACCAAUUUCCCAAUAUAUAUUUUUUACCUAAUAUUUCUCUAAACGUUCCAGUAAUGAGAUGUAUCAUGAUUAGCCCAAACUGUGCAUCCCAACAAAACAUUAGUAUAUCUGCACAAAUACAAAGAGAUUGUAGCUCUAAGUGUGCAUGUGUACACAUGUUGCAUUAUUUUUGUCUCCAUCUGCUGCAUUAAUCACUGUACAUUUUCUUUACUCUUCUCGUAGAACGAAGCUAAAAUAUGACAUAAUAAAUCAAACCGAUGUACAGAUGUUUAAUUUCCCCUAGGCUUUCUCGUAGUUUGUGGGUCAGGACUACAAUUCUUUCCCUUUCCACUUCAAUUACAUUUUCUUUAUCCAAUGAAAUUUCCAAACUAUGAGCAACCCAAAAUAUCUAUUAUCCAUCACCAUUGAAAGGAGUCACCUGAAAUCAGUUACACAACACAUGGAUCACUAUUAACACUUCAGAGCCACUUGAUACGUAUUUUAAGAAGCAAGGAAGACGGCUGCUGUUUUUAUAUUUGUAAAAAGAAAAUGGCAAUAUCUUGAAAAUAGGAGGCAUUAUGUCCCCCCGAAAAAGGGAAAAACAAAAAGAAGGACUUUUCAGUUGUACAUAAAACUGUAGAAAGCUCAGUACUUACACUUUUAAAAGCAUUUCAGUUCAUACGUACCGGCAUCUGUCUUUAUGUAUAAAAUCCUUCUGUAUUUAUACGGUUAAGAAGAGCAAAUCAUGUACAGACUGGGAUUAAUUGUCUGCCUUGUACUUUCUGAUGUAAAUGUGUUUUUAAAACUAAAACGCAAAUGGGGAUUCAGUGACUCUUUCGAUGGCCUAAUCAGUUAUUUUGUGUAUUUUGCAUUGAAAGCUGGAAAACCUGUUAUGUUUUAUGAGUACAAGUAUUCUCUGUUUUUUUUUUUUUUUUUCUUUAUUUCUUUUUUUUUUGUAUAUAUUGUGCUGGCAUGAACAAAAUGUGAUGUGAACUUUAGAUGUAAAUACAUGGUUUGUUUUUUUUUUCUCACUCACUAACUACUGUGAUGUGGAAUUCAUUAUUAAUGCCUAACAUUAAAGGUGAUGUUUUAUCCACUCA